UUUAUCUUCUACUGUAGAGAGGAAAACCAGUGACAUGUAUGACCUUUUAGCUCUUAUUUUGAUUUAAGAAUGGGUUCACUUUGAACAAAGGAUAUUAUUUCAUUAUAAAUCCAUCAGGUAGAGUUCCCUGUGAUUUCCUUCUUAAAAAAGGCUUUUUGGGGUAACACCCAAAGGAAAUAUUUUUCUUUGUAUUGAUUCCAAACUCUAUAAAUGUGGUUCUUAAAAUCCAUAUUCAUUUUAAAUAUUUUAAAUAUAUCCUACCACAGAUAGGCAUAGCAAUUCAUAGCCUUUUUAAGGCCACAGUUGUUAGCAUCUACUGUAUCAAGUUCCUGGCAGCCUAUCAAGAUAAUUACAUGACUGCUGGGGGAACAGCACAUUAACUCUGAAAACCUGACUGUAGCAAAACUAUAUUGGCUGAAAUCAAGUGAGCCAAAUGUUUAAAUGCACAGAGGAUUCUCCCCCCCCCCAAUCUAUAAUGGUGGUCUACUGCAUUGUCUGUGCUGCAUGGUGCUCUUGUAGCAGAUUUCUCAUGAAAUAGAUUGCUGACCAAGUGAAAUGGCCCAAACAAUUGUUCUAACAAAUAUGCCUGAGGUAGGCAGCGCCAAACAAUGAAAAAUGUUCCAGAAAUUUAUGAGAGAGCACUUUGCAGAUUUCUAUGAAUAUGUGCAACAUCAGAAGGGCAGGGGAAGGAGAGUCAAUUCAUUUAGUGCAAACCUUCUGAAGUACAGCAUGUCCUUACCUAAAAGCAGGGCAUCCUUUGCGGAACAUGAACCCUCAACUUCUAUUGAGGAAAGGUCAGUGCCCAUAAGCCAUAGAUUUAGUAUUAGCAGAGGAGGAAGCCUCUUAAGACCAUCUGCUGCUUAUAUAGGUAUUGUACCUAUGGAAAAUGUCAGCAGCCUGGGCACACGGAUAUCCCGCAGAGCUCUGGGGAUAAGCAGUGUCUUCUUACAAGGUCUUCAUAGUUCCUGUACAACCAUACCGCUAUUCCACGGAUUGGAAAAAGAACGAAGCCUAUCUUAUGAAAAUAUGAAUAGAUGCUUGGUGGAUUACAUUGAAAAGGUGAAAACUUUGGAGCAAGUCAACCAGGAACUUGAAGGACAUAUCCGUGCUUACCUGAACAAGAAAUCUUCUGCUGACAGUAAAUGGGGAUCUCUAAGGGAGAGCUGGGCAACCAUUUAUCAUCAAGUAGGAGAUGCAGUACUGGAAAAUGCCCGCCUCAUGUUGCAAACAGAAAGUAUUCAAGCGUGUGCUGAAGAUGUUAAAGACAGGUAUGAAAAUGAGCAACCAUUUCGAAAGGCAGUGGAAGAUGAAAUUAACUCUCUCUAUAAAGUAAUUGAUCAUGCUAAUUUGACUAAAGUAGACCUGGAGAGUCAGAUAGAAAACAUGAAGAAAGAACUAGCUUUACUGUCAAAGAAUCACGAAGAGGAUAUCAAAAUGCUUUACAAACAGCUUGCUUUAUCACCACUGGAAGAAUCAGAAACCUCCAUUGGAAUUAGCCUGGAUGACAUUUUGAAGAAAAUCCAGAUUCAAUGGGAGAAAAAUAUUGAACAAAACUAUGCUGAGACUGGUAUCUUGCUCCAUGCUAAGCAAUCCACAGAAACAGUGCCUGCUGUACAAACACAAGAGGCAGAGUUGGCUGAAUCCCUAAGGGCAGAGUUUCAUGAAACAGCUUGCAAAAUUCAAAGCCUGCAAGUAGAGACUGAAUCACUAAAAACACUGAAGAGAGGCUUAGAAAACUCUCUUUACGAUGUCAAGCAUUGGCAUGACAUAGAGCUUCAGAAUUUAGGCUCUGUCAUUGCCAAACUGGAAGCAGAAGUAAGAGAAAUCCAAGGAGAAACUGAGCAGCAGCAAAGAAAUCAUGAAACUCUACUGUCCAUUAAAACACAACUCGAGUCAGACAUUGCUGCAUAUCACUGCCUUCUAGAGAAGGAAAGCAGCUGAUUUCUUUCUCGUCAGAAGACAAUUAUUACCAUUUGAAGAAAAGUAUUUCAUUGGCAAGUGUUCAUGGAAAACAUGACAAUAAAGUUUCUGUUUGAUUUGUCAAUCUAAGCAGGCCAACUUGCGUAAUUAUAUUAAAUGCCCUAAAUGACUGCUUUGCAUAAAAAGUAUAACAGAAUAAAAUAUUAGCUUCCAGUACUGCUGUCCAAUUUUUAAAAAAUACCAAGCAACUAAAACAAUUCUACAAUUUUAUAUAUGUAACUUAGAAGUUGUACUCCAGUGAUCACAGUGGGAUUUACUUAUGUUUUAUUUAAAGGAAUAACUGAGGAAUCAGACUGGCAGAAUAGUAUAAUCUAAAUUGUAUUUUUGCAGAACAAACUUUGUGCACUAUUCACUAGAAAUAUUUAUGCUAACCUUAUAAGGUACUUUGGAGUUUGUCUAUUUGUUAUUGAUUGCACUCUCCAAGAAUGGAUGUUUUCUAGGUUACCUUUUCUGUUUAAUCUUGAACAAUGAUCUUAACAGAGCCCUAAACUAGGAAGUGAAUAUUUGAUACUACCAAUUUAGCCAAAAAAGACAACUAUAUUUUUUAAAAUUAAAAUCUGUUUGAGGAGGCAUACUGAAUCAUACCUCAAACUGAAAUGGUUUUAUCCCUGUCUCCAUUGAAGUUUUUUAAUUUCAUACAUAUCCACAAUAGUGAUUUUUAUUUUAAUCAGGUAGUAAUAGGGAUGAAGUGUAUCCUAGAGAUUUUCUCCUAUGGAGCAAAUUGUAAUUUUGCGAAGAGUGAAUAUUCAGAUUAUGCAAAGAGAUUAAUGUUGAUUUCCCCUUUCAUGAUCCCAAUCCAAUUCAAUAUUCUCCCCUCUCCAGAGAAGCUAUGAAGCUUCGAAAGUUUCAAAAUGCAAAAUCUACUACCAUAUUCCCUGAGAAGAAAGUUCUGGACAAUUCCAGAAUGUUCCAUUUAAAGAAAAAUCUUUUGUUAAAAAGUUUUGCACAACUCUUUAAAAAAUAGAGCAUUGCAUUAGAAAUGCACAGUAAUUUCAUCUCAAUUCAUUUGACCUAAGAAAUAAUUCCCCAUAGCAACAUUUAAAAAAUGUUGACUAACAUCUAGAAAAGUGUAUGUGAAAUAAGAGUUCUUUCAGCAAUCAGAAACUUCAAAUCCUAACUCAAAUCAAUCUCAGUGCUCAUAAUAUUCACAAUAGAUUGUUUCUUUUUGGGGGGAGGGGACACAUUUCUGAUCAUGCAUCAAUCUGACAUGAAGUGCUUUUAUUACUCCAAGCAAAAAGAUCUAUAAAGUUAUAAAACUAAAUAGGUCCAUUUACAGAUAGUUUCAUGGUUCUCCUUAUUUCCCUCGUUUUUCUUUUGUGACUGUGAUGGUCAAAAGAAUAAUAAAAGAAUAAACUGACUUUUAUAAUGGUAAGUAAAAGUUUUACAAAUACUAUACAUUUCAACGUUUAGCACCCUAAUCUUACUUCAAAUACAUGCUGCAAUUUCAAUUCACAAUAUUAGGUCAGCUAAUAAAGUUUUUAAAUGAACGUAAUUUGCAAAAAAUAAGGAAAAAACCCCUUUUGGAAUAAUAAACAUGGUUUAAAUGAGAGAUCCUUACACACAAUACUCAACAUAACUGGUUGCAUUUAACAUAGUAUAUUUUAAUAUAUGGAACUAAGCUGUGCCUCUACAUCAUGGCAGGAUUGUGUCUUGACUUUGUGCAUCCGUUAUAAGACCUUAAAAUUGUUAACGACUUGGGAGCAAAACCUUUUAAAUUCAUUUUUCUGGUAAUUCUAAAGGGAACUUUACUGUAGAAUAUAAAAAGCACGAGAAAAAGCAACUAGAAGGUUAUUAUCUGACUAUAGGCGGUUCCAAACUCAGGUCAAGAAGAUAAUUAAAAGGAGAACCGUCUGAUACCAAUAAGCCAAUUUUUUUUUGACCUUUGCCGUCUACUUUCCUCCACGCUUAGGAGAAGUCACUAGAAGUCAAAUUGCGCAGACUCCUCUCCCGCCUCAUAGCGCAUGCCCCUAAGCUCCGCCCACUUUACGCUAACGAAUCACUUCUCAAAAUUCUACUGUCCCCAUGCAUGCGCACUAGAUAAUUCAGCGGCAGGAAUUCCUAACGUUCACUGCUGCCGGCACUCACUAC
Messenger RNA from Ahaetulla prasina, 4068 nucleotides. It is a transcript of the gene BFSP2, whose product is annotated as beaded filament structural protein 2. Gene Ontology annotation, cellular component: intermediate filament. Gene Ontology annotation, biological process: intermediate filament organization. The record is from RefSeq and is a predicted model, not a curated record. The transcript has 7 exons. Gene Ontology annotation, molecular function: structural molecule activity. The coding region runs from base 616 to 1941 and encodes 441 amino acids. Lineage: Eukaryota; Metazoa; Chordata; Lepidosauria; Squamata; Colubridae.